CCUAAGUCUGCGUGCCAACUCUGUCUUUCUCCUACCUUCCUGAUAAAUCAAAACUCUCAUUUGAUCACCAUGACUGUUCGAUCCCAGCAUCAAGAUGAAACUGACAAAAGUUCCAAGCCUUCUUAUUAUUACUCCCCACCUUUGGAUGUUUCCGUUGCAUUCCCUCAGGCUACUCCAGCAUCAAAUUUUCCUUCUGCUGCCUCUGAUUAUUAUCAAUUUGAUGAUCUAUUGAGGCCUGAGGAGAAGGCUAUCCGUAAUAAAGUAAGAGAGUGUAUGGAAAAAGAAGUAGCUCCUAUAAUGGCAGAGUAUUGGGAGAAGGCGGAGUUUCCGUUCCAAAUUAUUCCCAAGCUCGGUGCUCUUAGUAUUGCGGGUGGUACCAUCAAGGGUUAUGGAUGCCCUGGUCUCUCGCUUACUGCAAGUGCUAUUGCAAGUGCAGAGAUUGCUAGGGUCGAUGCAAGUUGCUCAACUUUUAUCUUGGUGCAUUCAUCUCUAGCCAUGCUUACCAUUGCAUUAUGCGGGACAGAGGAACAGAAGCAGAAGUAUUUACCUUCUUUGGCACAGUUAAAAACUAUAGCUUGUUGGGCUUUGACUGAGCCUGACUAUGGAAGUGAUGCGAGUUCUCUGAAUACAACUGCAACAAAGGUCGAAGGAGGUUGGAUACUCGAGGGACAAAAACGCUGGAUAGGAAACAGCACUUUUGCAGAUGUAUUGGUUAUCUUUGCCAGGAAUACUACAACCAACCAGAUAAAUGGAUAUUUAGUUAAGAAGGAUUCCCCUGGAUUGACGGCUACAAAAAUACCAAACAAGAUUGGAUUGCGAAUUGUUCAAAAUGGAGAUAUUCUCUUAAAGAAAGUCUUUGUUCCGGAUCAGGACAGAUUACCUGGUGUGAACUCGUUUCAAGAUACAAGCAAGGUAUUGGCUGUUUCUCGAGUAAUUGUUGCAUGGCAACCUGUUGGCAUAUCGAUGGGUGUUUAUGAUAUGUGUGUCAGGUAUCUGAAGGAGAGGAAACAGUUCGAAGCACCGUUGGCGGCCUUCCAACUUAACCAGCAGAAACUUACUCAGAUGUUGGGUAAUAUCCAAGCAAUGACCCUUGUCGGUUGGCGUCUUUGCAAAUUGUACGAAGCAGGUAAAAUGACUCCAGGUCAGGCCAGCUUGGGAAAGUCUUGGAUUACCUCGACGGCAAGAAAGACAGUUGCUCUAGGACGGGAGUUACUCGGUGGCAACGGAAUUUUGGCUGAUUUUCUUGUUGCCAAGGCUUUCUGUGAUUUGGAACCCAUUUAUACGUACGAAGGCACGUAUGACAUCAACAGCUUGGUAACUGGCAGGGAAAUCACUGGCUUUGCCAGUUUUAAGCCAGCCUUAUCGACCCAGCGAAGCCGCCUGUGAAAGCUUGGUGUGAAUUUUCUUCCUUUACCCUCUGUAUGAGUGAUUAUAAAAUAAUUGGAAAAAGAAAAAGGAAUUGAUGUUGGACAAAGUUGAUCAACUUUGUUACUGAACAAGUUGAAUAAAUUAAUUGAAAAACAUAAUUGAUACA
This is a messenger RNA of Hibiscus syriacus, 1534 nucleotides long. RefSeq names its product acyl-coenzyme A oxidase 4, peroxisomal-like. NCBI's taxonomy places the organism in Eukaryota, Viridiplantae, Streptophyta, Magnoliopsida, Malvales, Malvaceae. The record is from RefSeq and is a predicted model, not a curated record. Gene Ontology annotation, biological process: fatty acid beta-oxidation. Gene Ontology annotation, molecular function: flavin adenine dinucleotide binding; acyl-CoA dehydrogenase activity. Gene Ontology annotation, cellular component: peroxisome. The transcript is spliced from 13 exons. The coding region runs from base 70 to 1386 and encodes 438 amino acids.